CCGGCUCGCUCCAGCGCUCCCCCGACUCGCCGGCAGCAAUUAGCCAGCAUCCCGGGGGGUCGGCCCCCAGACGCAUCCUCCGGCCCGGCCCCAGGCAGGGAUGAGCUAGACAGGCGCGGCACAAAGUCGAAACUUAACUUUUUGCAAACAGUACUGGCAACCGCUGCCCUAGCACCCGCGCGCGCACGCCGCCACCGCUCGGGCCGGGUCUCCGCGCUCCGCGCCCCGGCUUGGAUGGGAGUUUGCGUUUCCGAAGGAGGCAGAGCCCGCGGCGCGCGCCGAAGAGCCCCGAGUGACUCCUCGCCAGCGCUGGCCGCCCGCUGUCACUGGCGCUGGCCGGCCGGGGGAAGGGACCCGCAGGCUGGGCUUUGUUGUGGAAAUCCCGGUUACCUGGCUAAUAACUCACACCAUGGAUAACUUAUUGGACUUUGCCUGAAAGGAGUCAGUAGUCCCAUUGGAUAUUUGACCAUCCUGGCCACAGGUUUUUUCAGAAUGAAUGGAAGGUCAUGCAGCAUGAAUCUCCUUCGAUCAUCAGGAACCCCACAGGGACCUGGGAUUGUCAGUGGCCACCACAUUCCUCCCUUGAGAGCCCACUCGGGGACUCCUGGCCCCUCAUCCUGUGGCAGCAUACCCAGCUCUGCUAUUGGAAGCCUUGCUAACAGUCUCCAUCUCAAGAUGCCCUUGGGAGGAGGGAUGGCUCCUCAGAGCAACAUGGCUGAGAGCCCCAUCCAUCUACCUGCCUUGAGCCCCAGGAGACAAGUGCUCACCAAUGGGAAGCCACGAUUCCAGGUCACCCAGUCCGGAGGCAUGUCAGGGACACACACUUUAAAGCCAAAGCAUCAGGAGUUUGGAAGUCCUUUUCCAUCAAAUCCUGGGAAAGGGGCUCUUGGCUUUGGGCCUCAGUGCAAGUCCAUUGGAAAAGGCAGCUGCAACAAUCUAGUGGUCACCAGCAGUCCCAUGAUGGUUCAGCGACUGGGACCCAUUUCACCUCCAGCAAGCCAGGUCUCUACAGCAUGCAACCAGAUCAGUCCUAGCUUACAGAGGGCAAUGAAUGCAGCCAACCUGAAUAUACCUCCUUCAGAUACAAGGUCCCUUAUUUCACGUGAGUCUUUGGCAUCCACUACUUUGAGUCUGACCGAAAGCCAGUCAACCCUGAGCGUGAAGCAAGAGUGGUCCCACGGUUACCGGGCUCUCCCUUCGCUCCCUUCCAGCCACGGUUCACAGAAUGGCAUUGAUCUAGGGGACCUCUUUAGCCUGCCUCCUGGUACUGCUGUGUCUGGCAACAGUGUCGCUAACUCAUUGCCGUCUUACCUUUUUGGCAUGGAAAAUAGCCACUCUCCAUACCCUAGUCCCAGGCACUCUUCAGCCAGGUCCCACUCGGCCCGUUCCAAGAAGAGAGCCCUGUCCUUGUCCCCACUGUCCGAUGGCAUUGGGAUCGACUUCAAUACCAUCAUCCGCACCUCGCCCACCUCACUGGUCGCUUACAUCAACGGUUCCAGGGCUUCCCCAGCCAACAUGUCCCCGCAGCCCGAAGUCUACGGCCAUUUCUUGGGGGUGCGUGGCAGCUGCAUCCCCCCACCGUGUUCCAUGCCCAGCAGCCAGAAGGGUGUGCGAGUGGCCUCUGGUGGCCUGGCGCUGCCCGCCUACAGUGAGGACAGUGCUCUGGAGUAUGACCGCAUGCAGCAGCUGGAGCAUGGCGGCCUCCAGCCGGGGCUGGUCAACAACAUGGUGGUGCAGCACGGCCUGCCCGGCCCCAGUGGUCAGCCGGCCGGGCUGCUGAAAACCGAACGCCUGGAUGAAUUCCCUGGCAGUGCCCUGGACUUGCCGUCUGCUCCUGCCCUGCCACCUCUGCCGCCACCCCCUCAAGGACCUCCACCCCCCUACCACGCCCACCCGCACCUGCACCACCAGGAGCUGGUUCCUCACACACAGCUGAGCCUGCCCCAGGCCGCCCUGGAGGAGGACGGGGAGAUGGAGGACUUAGGGGGCAAGCACUGCUGUCGCUGGAUCGACUGCAGCGCCUUGUAUGACCAGCAGGAGGAACUUGUGAGGCACAUCGAGAAGGUUCACAUAGACCAGCGCAAAGGGGAAGACUUCACCUGCUUCUGGGCCGGUUGCCCUCGAAGAUACAAACCCUUCAACGCCCGCUAUAAACUGCUGAUCCACAUGCGAGUCCACUCGGGGGAAAAGCCCAACAAGUGCACGUUUGAAGGUUGCAAAAAGGCAUUUUCAAGGCUCGAAAAUCUUAAGAUUCACUUGCGGAGCCACACCGGUGAGAAGCCAUAUUUGUGCCAGCAUCCAGGCUGUCAGAAGGCAUUCAGUAACUCCAGUGACCGCGCCAAGCACCAGAGGACACAUCUGGACACUAAACCUUAUGCUUGUCAAAUUCCGGGAUGUACCAAACGCUACACAGACCCAAGUUCCCUAAGAAAGCAUGUGAAAGCACAUUCUUCCAAAGAUCAGCAAGCAAGAAAAAAGUUGCGAUCCAGCACAGAGCUCCAUCCUGACCUGCUCACGGAUUGUCUCACAGUGCAGCCCCUGCAGCCGGCCACUUCCCCAAGAGAUGCUGCUGCUGAUGGGGCAGUGGGAUGCUCCCCAGGGCCGGGGCCUGACAUCUAUCCAGCUUCCAUUUUCUCGAGCAAUCAUUCAAGCCGAAGCGGAACAGCUGCUGGGGCCGUGCCACCCCCACAUCCUGUCAGUCACCCCUCUCCAGGACAUAAUGUACAGGGGAGCCCCCACAACCCCUCCUCCCAGUUACCUCCACUCACAGCUGUGGACUCCGGAGCUGAGAGGUUUGCACCUUCUGCUCCAUCUCCUCACCACAUCAGCCCCCGGAGAGUUCCUGCUCCUUCAAUAAUGCAAAGAACACAGCCACCCCAUACACAGCAGCCGUCAGGAUCCCACCUGAAAUCUUACCAGCCAGAAACAAAUUCUUCUUUUCAACCAAAUGGAAUCCAUGUUCAUGGAUUUUAUGGGCAGCUGCAGACAUUCUGCCCGCCACAUUACAACGACUCCCAGAGAACAGUGCCGCCCAGCAGCUCCUGCAGCAUGGUGCCUUCCUUUGAGGACUGCCUGGUCCCUUCGUCCAUGGGCCAGGCUGGCUUUGAUGUGUUCCACAGAGCCUUCUCAACUCACUCGGGCAUUACAGUGUACGAUUUGCCUUCAGCUUCCUCAAGCCUCUUUGGAGAGUCUCUUCGAACUGGGCCGGAAGACAACACCUUUCUGCAGAUCAGCGCCAUGGAACGCUGUCCUAGCCAGCUCUCUUCUGUCUAUACUGAAGGCUAGAAGUUCACUGGCCUCCACUCCCAUAGGCACCCAGAACCUUUGUUGUUGCUUGCCACUUUUGUUUCUUACUCUCAGAGACUGCUUGGAAAAGGAUGUCGACCAGAUUGGCUGAGCUGCAAGACACAUGUUUUAGGAAGGCAGGACUGGAUGGUGAAGAGCUGAGCUGUGCAGGAAAGCCUACUUGGUCACUUGCAGUUGCUCCUUUUUUGUCUGGGUUUGCUGGACAAAUUGAAUUGGGAUUGUUUUUUCAAAGGGAAUGUAGAGCCUCACUCUACCCAGUAUGUGUUACAUUCUUAAUGUCAGCCCUGAAAAGACACCCAUGAAAGCAUAUGCAUGUGGAAGUAGAUUGGGGAGCACCCUGUCCAAAACUCCAAAUAGGGAAGAACAACCCAAAUUGCCAAAAGCAAAGAGAACUGAGUAUCCCUGGGCUCUUCCUCACUGCUGGCUGAUGAUGCAGAGCUAAACACAAGAGAAACCCAUGUCCAAAGCACAGCAUGGGCUCAGCUCUUGGAGAAACUCAGAGUCCUGGUCCAGCCUAGCAUUCCAGGGAGCUGGCUACAUUUGUCCGCUCAGAUACCUCCAUGCUACCAAGGCUGUCUGUGUUUCUCACCAGCACCACAAGGUCUGUCAAGAACAGUUCUUGAAAGGCACUAUAACUUGUAUUGUAUUCCAGCUCCUGAUCCUCGUCCUUUCUUUUUAAAGAUUUUCUAUUUAUAUCUACUUUAAAAAAAGAACAGGAAAAAAUAUUUAGAAGUCUGUCCUUCAUAUAGAAAUCAUUUUUUUCUCACCCCUGCUGCACACGUUUUGCCACAACUUGAGCCCUGCUUGCUUCCCUCGCCGUUUCAUGAGUCUGUGAAUACCCCUGGAAUUGUAGUUUUGCAUUGAUAAAAGCUACUUGAGGGGAAUGGAGUGAUGCACCCCCUUCCAGUGCUAGAAUAGGAGCCCUCUGGUAGACUGUUCUGCCACUUUACCUCUAAGACCUUUUUCAAAGGGACAGGCCACAAGCUGUCCCUCCCAGUGUUCCCACUCGGGUCUCUAGCCAGAGUUGCAUGGAAAACAUGAGACCCAGAAUACUGAGUCAUUUUCUGGGUUCUCAGAAAGCCAAACUAGGGAUGCCCAGUGCCCACUAUCAUGCAGUGUUCACCUUCGUGAACUCAUCCAGCUGCCUGACUGCCCCUUCCCUUUACUUCAUGUUUCCCUCUUUUUUCAUUGUUCGUCCCCCGUUCUUGACUGUGGCUCAGACAUACCCACCACUCCUCAGUGUCCGAUCAGUGACUCUUAGCAAGGUCUGACUGGAGGCAGGGAGAGGGAACAGUUCUGGAAAGAUAAGCAGAAGGCGACAACUUGGCCAUUUGAUAUCAAGCCUGAAUUGGAAGCCAUUUCCAUGACACCUUUUCAAAACUAUUUUAACAAUCCCGAUUCCUAUGGCUUGGAGCUAUAAAAACUUACCUGUUCCCUAAGAACCCAAGUCAGUUCUGACUUAUCUGUCCUAGCACAUUUCACGGUUUCUUUUCACUCCUUUAAAAUGUUCUCUGAACAAAAAUGCAACACACUAUUUGUCAAAAUGAGAUCAUUAUAAUUUUCACCAAGACAAACAGCUUGGUGUCAGACUUGGGAUCCAGUGACAGUCUGUAUCUUGACAAACGGGUCCUUCCAGUCUAAUGGCACAUGGUAUUCUUCUCUGGGACUCUGGACUACAUUCAGCAUCAAGUGGAGGGCAAAGCCAAAUGUGGGUUCUGCUUUCACAGUGUACUUGGUCAAUCUGGCUUCUCUGAUUAGUGGUCUCUGAUCUGAGAAAAGGUGUCAUGCAGACAUCUGAGUGUGCAGAGGAUACUACUCACUUUACAACAUUCUGUCUGCUUUAUAAAGGUACACACCUCAGACUUCUUUAGGCGAGCUCUCAGACUGAUAUAAACCCCACCCUCUUGGCAGACCUGGGGGCCCUAAACGAGACCUAUGAUGCCAAUGCUGGCAUUCCCCUUUUGUCCUUCACAGCCCUCUGGAAAGAGAGGAAAACUCUGGUCUCUUUAGAGAGCACUCUCUCCAUGCUUCAGUAUGGUGGCCUUUAUGAGGAACUCAAAACCUAUUCUGUGUGAUGAGGAGGAAAAUGACAAAAAGGUCAAGUUGUUAUCAGCAACGCCUUUUGGCUCCAUUGAAAUGAAAGGGGAAGGUGUAGCCAGAGCCCAGCCUCAGUGACCUGUAAGUUACCUCCCUUCUGCUCCUAUUGAGAUGUACAUGAGUCCCACUGGUCUCCCCAGGGCCUCUCACUGUGGUCUGCCCCUUUCUUGCUUCCUGCUGGAGGGAGUCAGGUGAGCUGCCUGCAGGGCCACUGCCCUCAGCAGGAACUUAGGCCUGGCCCUGACAGACCCUCAUGUCAGCCAAGGGGCAUGGAAUAGUGAGGGCCUGUGUGGUCCGUGAGGCCAGGCGCCUCCUCACUUCCCCCUUUGUUUAUCCUGAUAGCUGUGGAGCUCAGGAUAUGACACAUUCAGGUUCCUUCUAGGCUAUCCAUUCCAGAAUUUUCCCUGAUCUUAAUGUUUGUUUCUUGCACGCUUUCACAUUGCAGAAAGUUAUUUACAUGUGCUUUUCUCAUUAGGUUUGUAGCAACAAAAGUGGAAACCUAAAAAAUCCUUGCCCACCACAUUCUGGGUUUUUUCUUUUUCCCAGUCUUGAUAUGUAACCAUUUUCAUAAACACCUAGAGAUUGUCAUUCCCCUUUGAAAAACAAAAGCAGUAAAACAUUGGAGCUUGUGAAAAUAUACACAACCCAGAGUCAAUUAUCCUAUUAGCUUAAAAAAAAAAAAUCAGUAUGCCCAGAGACAUUUUAUCUGCUGCAGUUGUUGUCAUUCCCUAAAGGGACUGCAUCAGAGUGUCAGUUUUAAUUUCAUCUCUGAUCAUCUGCUAAGUAGUUCUCAAAUAUUUGCUAGUUCUGCGGUGUAUAUCCUUUUGCCCAUGUCUCCCCACAAACCCAUAGGUGAUUUUAACCUGGGCAAUGGAUCCCAGCAACAUCUCUGAUCACAGAGUGUUGGAGCUGUUACUCCAUUUGCUGGCUGCCAGCUCUGCAGACACUUGUGUCCUAGCACAGAGGCCAAGUUCAAAUCCCCUUUCAAAAAUCUUUCAAGGUGACUUUUCAGUCACCUUGAAAGUAUUGGGAACAGUGAUUGCAAAUGUUCAAAUUAACUACCUGGCAUUUUAUUUGACUGUUUUGACUGUCAUUUUAUAGCAGCAUUUUUUUAAUGGCACUUUUUUUUUCUGGUGGUAUGGAAUUUCUGUGGUUGCAUUUUUUUUGCCAUGGAUAAAGCAAAAAAAAAAAAACACUCAUUGGAGAAAUGGUGAGUGCAAAAAAAGAAAAGAUUUCUUUUGUACAGACAGCAGAGCAUCCUGUGUUAUGUUGCUGACACAAAGCACUUUGGGGGAAAAGUGGAAAUCUGUUUUCCAUAAAUCACACAGACUCUUGUACAUAGUUAUAUACACUCACGUAGAGAAAUGAACUGCAUAUAUCAUACUGGAUAUGGGGCCGAUUUUACUCUAGGGGCACAUCUGGUGCUUAUUGUCAUAAAUCUUUUAAAGAAUUAGGUACACUUUUUUUCUAUUAAUAUGUAUAGUUUUGUGAUUUGUCACAGUUAUGUUUCAUAUAAUCAUAAGUUAUUUUGUCUUGUUUCAUGAAGUCCUUUUUUUAAUGUCAAAAGCAAAAAUGAAGGGAUUGUGCACUUGGUACAGAAUAAAACUGGAAAUCGAG
Sorex araneus (European shrew) is the source of this 7020-nucleotide messenger RNA. It is a transcript of the gene GLIS3, whose product is annotated as GLIS family zinc finger 3. Gene Ontology annotation, molecular function: RNA polymerase II cis-regulatory region sequence-specific DNA binding; DNA-binding transcription factor activity, RNA polymerase II-specific. The coding region runs from base 493 to 3285 and encodes 930 amino acids. Gene Ontology annotation, cellular component: nucleus. The record is from RefSeq and is a predicted model, not a curated record. The transcript is spliced from 12 exons. Gene Ontology annotation, biological process: regulation of transcription by RNA polymerase II. Lineage: Eukaryota; Metazoa; Chordata; Mammalia; Eulipotyphla; Soricidae.